CAUUGAACUCCCCUCUCUUCUCCCCACCCCCAACCUCUAUCAUACCCGUCACAAUGGCUGCUCGCAGCGCCGCUCUUAAGAUCGACUGGGCCAAGGUGUCGACCUCGCUCGGCCUCCGCGGUCAGACCGCCGCUUCCCUCCAAUCCUUCAAGAAGCGCAACGACGAGGCUCGCCGCAAGGUCCAGGUCCUGUCCGAGCAGCCCCAGACCAUUGACUUCAGCCACUACCGCGGUAUCCUGAAGAACCAGGCCAUCAUUGACGAGAUCGAGAACCACUUCAAGACCUUCAAGCCUGCUUCCUACGAUGUCAACCGCCAGCUGAAGGCCAUCGAUGCCUUCGAGGCCCAGGCUGUUCAGAACGCCGAGGCUACCAAGGGCAAGGUUGAGGCCGAGCUGAAGAACCUGCAGAAGACUCUCGAGAACAUCGAGACUGCUCGUCCCUUCGAGGACCUCACUGUCGACGAGGUUGCCGCCGCUCAGCCCGAGAUCGACGAGAAGACCGCUUCCCUCGUCUCCAAGGGCAAGUGGAUGCCCCCUGGCUACAAGGAGCGCUUCGGCGAUCUGUCCGCCGUCUAAGCGUGGACUCUUGUGGCCUCAAAUCUGCCUUUUUAUUCCUCGCUCUAUCACACUACGUGAUCAUUACUUUUGGAGCCA
Penicillium paradoxum is the source of this 653-nucleotide messenger RNA. Its product is annotated as F1F0 ATP synthase subunit d. The record is from RefSeq and is a predicted model, not a curated record. Gene Ontology annotation, biological process: proton motive force-driven ATP synthesis. Lineage: Eukaryota; Fungi; Ascomycota; Eurotiomycetes; Eurotiales; Aspergillaceae. The coding region runs from base 54 to 575 and encodes 173 amino acids. The transcript has 4 exons. Gene Ontology annotation, molecular function: proton transmembrane transporter activity.